Messenger RNA from Mus caroli (Ryukyu mouse), 2823 nucleotides. RefSeq names its product SEC61 translocon subunit alpha 2 (gene Sec61a2). The record is from RefSeq and is a predicted model, not a curated record. NCBI's taxonomy places the organism in Eukaryota, Metazoa, Chordata, Mammalia, Rodentia, Muridae. Gene Ontology annotation, biological process: protein transport. Gene Ontology annotation, cellular component: membrane.
ACCUCUUGAUGCCUUGAUGUCUGUUUUGAAGAUGGGGAAGUACUGGAAAGUACUAUUGUCUGCAGUGUAUUACCAGUUUUCACAAAUGUCUAAGAAGUUACAGUUAAGAUGGAGCGGAAAGAAAAGUCUGGUUCAGGCAGCUCAGCUCUAGGCCUCGGGGUACCUGGACCAGAAACCUUAUCUAGGAAACAGCUUUGAAAAGGAAAACCCUUGUCCUGGAGUAGAGCAACUAAGACCCGCCCACCACUGCAGGUCGCCCCGCCUCCCGCCAUCCAGUCCCGCCCCCGCCGCCGCGCCAACGGUGACCAUAGCAACGCGGUGGACGUCCGCCAACCGCCAGGCCAGGUCUGGGAGGAGCCGAGAGCGCAUGUCACAUGACUCCGUGGGCGGAGCUUGUGCGGGGACGGCCAGAGCGUGUCCCCAGCCUCCGCCGCCUAGGCCAGAGUCGUGAGGAACGGAGCGGAGGCAGCUGCGAGGCCGCGGGUGCCCGCCGGGUGUGCUGAGCCGCCGCCAUGGGCAUCAAGUUUUUAGAAGUUAUUAAACCUUUCUGUGCAGUUCUACCAGAAAUUCAGAAGCCUGAAAGGAAAAUUCAGUUUAGAGAGAAGGUACUGUGGACUGCUAUAACACUCUUCAUUUUCUUAGUAUGCUGUCAGAUUCCGCUGUUUGGGAUCAUGUCAUCGGACUCUGCAGAUCCCUUCUACUGGAUGAGAGUUAUUCUUGCAUCCAACAGAGGAACAUUGAUGGAAUUGGGUAUUUCCCCAAUUGUAACGUCUGGUUUGAUUAUGCAGUUGUUAGCUGGAGCCAAAAUCAUUGAAGUUGGAGAUACACCCAAAGAUAGAGCUCUGUUCAAUGGAGCCCAGAAACUAUUUGGUAUGAUCAUUACCAUUGGGCAAGCCAUUGUGUAUGUCAUGACUGGGAUGUACGGGGACCCUGCGGAAAUGGGUGCUGGGAUCUGUCUCCUUAUCAUUAUACAGUUGUUUGUUGCUGGUUUGAUUGUGCUGCUGUUAGAUGAGCUGCUACAGAAGGGUUACGGCUUGGGGUCUGGGAUUUCCCUCUUUAUUGCCACCAACAUCUGUGAAACCAUUGUCUGGAAGGCCUUUAGUCCCACUACCAUUAACACUGGCAGAGGUACGGAGUUUGAAGGAGCAGUCAUAGCUCUGUUUCAUUUGCUGGCUACCAGGACAGACAAGGUCCGAGCCUUGAGGGAGGCUUUCUAUAGGCAGAACCUCCCCAACCUCAUGAACCUCAUCGCCACAGUUUUCGUGUUUGCUGUCGUCAUCUAUUUCCAGGGCUUUCGUGUUGACUUGCCCAUUAAGUCGGCACGGUAUCGUGGACAGUACAGUAGCUAUCCUAUCAAGCUCUUCUACACGUCGAAUAUUCCCAUAAUCCUCCAGUCUGCCCUAGUUUCAAACUUGUACGUCAUUUCCCAGAUGCUGUCUGUUCGAUUUAGUGGCAACUUCUUAGUAAACUUGCUAGGACAGUGGGCCGAUGUCAGUGGGGGAGGGCCUGCUCGCUCCUACCCUGUUGGUGGCCUUUGUUACUAUCUGUCUCCUCCUGAGUCUAUGGGAGCCAUAUUUGAGGAUCCUGUUCAUGUAGUUGUAUAUAUUAUCUUCAUGUUGGGGUCAUGUGCAUUCUUUUCUAAGACGUGGAUAGAAGUUUCUGGUUCUUCAGCCAAAGAUGUGGCCAAGCAACUUAAAGAACAGCAGAUGGUGAUGAGGGGUCACAGAGAUACCUCCAUGGUCCAUGAGCUGAACAGGUACAUCCCCACAGCAGCUGCCUUUGGGGGUCUGUGCAUCGGUGCCCUGUCAGUACUAGCAGACUUCCUUGGGGCCAUUGGCUCUGGUACUGGAAUUCUGCUUGCAGUCACUAUUAUUUAUCAGUAUUUUGAAAUAUUUGUUAAGGAACAGGCUGAAGUUGGUGGAAUGGGUGCUUUGUUUUUCUAAAUGUUCAUCUAUUUCUUUGUGUGUAUGAAAGGGAAAAUAUUUUGACAUACUGUUUCUGUCAAAUCAUGCUGGUUCCCCUUUCUUCCCUGUUUGUUGUUUUCAGUGCUAAGUGUCCCGUUUCUGAAAUGGGACAGAGCUAAGCCUGUGUGCAGCACUAGUGCCAGCUGCCUUAAACUGAAGUUUACAUUAUCUGUUGACACUGUCCAUCUAGUGUUAGCCAUGACACACGCUGGGAAGCAGUGUAUCUGCCUCGCUGUUGCUCAGACAGCAAGACAGUGAUGUGGAUUAGCUUUGCACACAACAUUCAGAACACUGAAUAUUCCCUUGUUUAAAAAUAAGUGCAGUGCAGAUUGCCACUUUCCAGUAUUUUGAGCUUCCCUAAUGAGUUAUGGAGCAUUUAUAUCUAAUGUAUAUUUUAGAUAAUUUUUAUACUUUUUUAACUCAUCAGAUCCACCUUCCCGCCCUCACCUGCCUCACCCCUACUUGAUUCAUCCUAUCCCCAAACUGCCACUCAGCCUGGAUGGGCAAAAAUCAAGCAUUGAAGUUAUUUCUGUCACUGGACACAAUUGCUUCUAAUUCCCUUUUCUGCUUUUCAUUUGUCCUCUUUUCCUGGUGACAGCUACGAGUGCUGUCCAGCUGUAUUGGCCAUGCCUUCUACUCCAAUGCCCCCAAGUAUUUUUCUCCCUCCCCUCGUCCCCCAAGCAAGAUCCAGUUCUCAAGCAGUGUCUGUAGUUGAGUGGAAGUGAGCAAUGAGUAUUCAUACUAGGACUUCAUGUCUGUGAUAUGCAUAGCAGGACCCAAGUGUAAACAGUAGACAAUAAACUUUAUUUAAGAAAACUGUUGCAGUUGUGAUGAACAAUAAAGCGAUUCCUAUUAAGUG